UUCAAAUAUCAAGCAAUUCAGUUUUCUAACUCUAUGUGAAAAUCCGUUCAAAUUUCAUGUUUCGUCAAUAAAUUAUUUGAAAAGCAAUGGGAAAGAAGUUUUGCUAUUCAGAGCUACAGGCAGCUACUCAGACAACACAGCGGAUUGCGAAUGGAAGGAGUUAUGGCCAGAUAAGUCAAGAUCAAUUGGAGAAGAAUCCGAAUGCCGAGAUGGAGGAUGAGGGCGACGGGUCAAUGGAAUGUCCCAAGAAGUCAACGCAGAUGAAUGUAAUGCUGGGUAACCUGGCCCAUGGUUACUUGAAGUUGGCGGACCAAAUCCAGGCUCAACUUUGCCCUCCACCUUCGACUCCAUCUCCGCCUCCAGUUGACCAAGUUGAGGAAAAACGGGAGGUGGGUGGAGAGAUCCUUCAAGAUACGCAGGCCAAAGAGGAAAUCUCAGAGUCUUCGGAGGAAAACUCUGAACCUUGCAUUGGCUUUGUCGAUUUAUUCUGGCGCAGUCUUCAUUUCGCGUUGGACAUUCCCCUCACUCCCUUGGAACUUUUCUCCAUGGAAUGCCAGCGAAGGGAAGAAUCGAAGGCUAGAACUCUCGGCGGCUUUCGAUCUGACGACUCAUCAAUAAGUUCACAGAAUAAACUUCAGGAAUGUGAACCUCAAGAAGUUCUAUUCAAUAGAGCUUUUUCUAGAGAGUCUCCUUCAACCGAAACGAAAAAUCCUCCAAGCACUAUCUUUGAACCGCACAUUUCAAAUUUACCAUUUGAACAUAAAAGAAGUGACCCAGAAUAUUUACUUGAUGAUCAAAACCCCUCGAUAAAUUGUUCAGAAAUUGAGCUAGAUCAGUAUUCGCAUACAAACCAGAGUCAAAGUUUGGCAAACAGAUUCCCCAAGAAAAAUUUCUCCCAAAAUUUAUCAUAUUUUAAAUCUGUUCUUGGCUCCUUUCAUGUACCAGAAAAAAAUCAAAGCCAAAAUCCAAUUGUUCAAACGACAACCCAAGACUCUAAAACAGUACCUGAACAAUCUCAAAUUCGAAAUUCUAUACCAACACGAAGGUGUGUUAAAUUUCCUGCUCAAAGUCCAAGCAAAAUGUUGGAAAAAGUAAGACAUUCCAAUCAAAAUGCUAAAAAGAAAUGUACAAAUCCGGAAAAUGGAAAAUACGUUGACUGCAGAAGAGCUUGUGAAAUGGAGCCCUGCGGUUCUAUGAAAACUCGCAGAUGCCUUGAGCAAAACGAAGGUUCUAAGAAGCAAGUCACAAUUAACAAAAGAAAUCUAUCAAAAGUGUCUUUAACUCCACGUUGGAUUCCUGGCAGGCGAGAAAGUAAGCUUUACCGAUCGAAUCCCCAAAAUGAUAGCAGAACUAAUGAAGCUCCCAAAUUAAACGAUUCCAAAACAAAAUUAAAAACGUUGCAGACAAUAUUAUCACCCAGACGUUUGAAAGAAUGUCAUAGCAGUGGCAGUGAGGACUUCAACAAAAGUUCUAAGAGUUCUUCUCUAGAGGAAUUCGAUGAACACUCGAAGACCCUGCCCAAAGGUGAGCCUAAAAAAUUGUGCCUGAAGAAGUCGCGUAGUUCAGAUGGUCUAGUUCCAUUACAUUCCACCGAUACAUUUGCGGAAGUCUGGAAAAAAACUGGCUUUGGCAAUGGCCAAAAGGCCGAAAAGCAUCGAAUGGGUGGACUUUACAGUCAGGGCGAUAAGCUAAAGUUUCAGCCCAUAGAUCGAUUGGAUGUUGGCUGUGCUAGUCUGCCUCUUUUCAAGGAAUCUGAGGAGACCGGCGAGCGGACCCAGUACUUUGUGACCGAGUUCGAUAGACUCAGCCACGCGGAAAGAGUGCAGGACAUCGAGUUGAGAAUGGUUCAAUUGCGUUUGCUGCAAUUCACCUCGGAUCAGGAAUAUUUCCGGCACUUUAGGGAUCAGAGGGGGAUCUUCAAGCCGGUGCUGACGAAUUCGGUGAAGUACGGAUGUCCUUUGAAUCACCACCACUGUCCGGCCGUGAUGAAUGCCACUCUCUUGAGUCACUUUGUGAGCCAGCAUUUGAACGAACCCGGUGUCGAACUGCGUGAGGUUUUCGAGAGCGAUCGAGUGCUGAUUAUCUUCAGACCACAAGCAUUUCAGCUGGGCAAGAACACCUGUAUGUCGGUGCUUGUCUACGGUGGCAUUCGGCGUGAGCCUUGCACUCUGCCUGUGCAGAGAUUUAUGCCCACCCAGAAUAUCCAUUUGCCAGAAGCCUUUGUCCGCUACUCCGGACAUCUGCCGCUCUUCGUGAUGAUCUGCAGAAAUCGUUUGAGCAGCUGGAAGGGCAAAAAGGUGCGAUUCGAGGGACUGGAUGAAGAUGACAAGGAUACCGUCGCCCUGUGGAUGGCCAGCAUGGAUCUGGCGCAACCCGUUCAUGUGGUGAUGACCAUAAUCAACCGGCGACUGGACAUCACCAGGAGUUCGAUCAUGAAGGUGAGGGAACUCCGCAAGUCACACGAUUGCCUGGAAUUUAUGCCAUCGAGCAGGCAGUAUAUGCGACUAUGCGAUCAGGACUUACGAGUCCUCACCAACGAUCAUACGGAACCGCUCUACUUGGAGAUCUCUGUGAAGGAGUAUGCCGGUGUUUUUCCCUGCCGUCAUUCAAUCCCCUGCAAAGGUGUCAACUAAAAAGAGAAUGGCUAUUUAAAACAUAUUUUUAAAAUGAUCCAGUCCAAUAAUGGAACAAUUUUGUAACAUUUUAUAUCUAUU
Messenger RNA from Drosophila gunungcola (fruit fly), 2714 nucleotides. RefSeq lists its product as uncharacterized. The record is from RefSeq and is a predicted model, not a curated record. Lineage: Eukaryota; Metazoa; Arthropoda; Insecta; Diptera; Drosophilidae.